AUGUACACGGUCAUAGUCCGAUUGUAUGUUGUAGAUGUCAGCACGACAAAUACGUUGUCCAAGCGGGUACGCACAUCCUACAUAGCUGCCACUGCCUCUUGCAUCCGAACUGGAGUCGGAAUGGAGAUCGUUCGCGUUCUGAACCUUCGAGGCUAUUUCCCAGCUAUUGUUGUUGCUGCUGCUGCUGCUGUCUCAGCUUUGUUCGAGCAAUGA
Messenger RNA from Penicillium diatomitis, 213 nucleotides. RefSeq lists its product as uncharacterized. The coding region runs from base 1 to 213 and encodes 70 amino acids. The transcript has a single exon. The record is from RefSeq and is a predicted model, not a curated record. Lineage: Eukaryota; Fungi; Ascomycota; Eurotiomycetes; Eurotiales; Aspergillaceae.